Trypanosoma grayi is the source of this 627-nucleotide messenger RNA. Its product is annotated as surface protease GP63. The record is from RefSeq and is a predicted model, not a curated record. Lineage: Eukaryota; Euglenozoa; Kinetoplastea; Trypanosomatida; Trypanosomatidae. Bases 1 to 627 code for a protein of 208 amino acids. The transcript has a single exon. Gene Ontology annotation, biological process: cell adhesion; proteolysis. Gene Ontology annotation, molecular function: metalloendopeptidase activity. Gene Ontology annotation, cellular component: membrane.
AUGAUGAUGCGCUAUCUGCUGCACGCCACCCUGCUGCUCUGGUGUGCCAGCGGGUGCCUCGCCGCCGAGUCGCGCCAAUGCAUGUUCGACGAGAUAAGGAGGAAGGACGGCGCACAGCCGCUUGCAGUUGUGCGUGAGGUGCCGCACAAGGACCAGAGCGGAUGGCAGGCGUACACCCUUUCCGGUGGGGAGAAGACUUGGGCGCCGAUCCGCAUCAAUGUGUCCACGGAGGACAUGAACAAUCCGGCCAAGUACUGCACAAGAGUAGGAGAUGUGCGUCCGGACUUCAUGGGUGGUACGCUGGUUUGUGAAUCCGAAAACAUACUGACAGAUGAGAAGAGAAAGCUCCUUGUGGAACAAACUAUCCCCGCAGCGGUAAAACUUCACACCGAUCGUCUCUCCGUAAAACCUGUGACGACCAGCGUUGUUGUGGAACCGUUGAAGGGAAGCGUGUGCUCCCACUUCACGGUCCCCAAGGGUCACGGCACCAGUGGUGUGUCUGGUGCCGACAUGAUUUGGUGCGUUUCUGUUUGUUGUUUUGGGCCACUCGUUCUGCUCAAAAAUGGCUGUAGCCAUGGCUGUAGUCAUAUGAAGUUUGUCUUCUGUAAAGGCUGUGGGAAUUCAUGA